Molecule: messenger RNA, 1733 nt
Organism: Cinara cedri
Lineage: Eukaryota; Metazoa; Arthropoda; Insecta; Hemiptera; Aphididae
Source: the annotation of a GenBank genome assembly
UACAUUAUUCUGAAUUCACAAUUUCACUUGGUCUUCGCGAACGUUCUAUUUUCUCAUUAUUCUCUCUUUUUGAUUUAAAUUAAAUUUCAUUGGAAAUCUACAGAAAUGGUAAGUAUAAACCACGUUAACAUGGUUAUCUAUUUUAAAUUUGUACGUUCCAUAUUAUUUGUGUAAUGUUUUUUUGGUUCCUUAUGUUAUAUUAAUUUGUAUAUCGAAUGGGUUUUUAAAUUGUAACAUUAUAGUAAUAUUUAAUCUAUUUGCAUAGGCAUCGAUAGCAACGAAAUUUCGCCCUCUUUUUGACCGAGUUUUGGUAAAACGUUUGGAUGCAGUCAAACAAAGCAAAGGUGGUAUCAUGCUGCCUGAAAGUGCUUCGAAGAAAGUUCUCGAAGCCACUGUUGUUGCUGUCGGACCAGGUUCAAGAAAUCAGGUAUAGUUAGUUAUAAUAAAUUAUUAUCUUGCAUAGUUGUGUGAUUGGUGCAAAAUAUGAUGCCCCCUUGUUAGUAUAGUCAGUGGUAGAGGUCAAGUAAGCUAAGACGGGAUCAAUUGUGGGCCCCAUGUACGUCAAUGUUUAGUAUUUGUUAUAUAUUAAAUAUAUGAGCUAUGUAAUAAUUUUUAUUAUUUUUUAGGAUGGCAAACCAAUUCCAUUAGAUGUUCAAGUAGGAGAUCGAGUAUUGUUACCUGAAUAUGGCGGUACCAAAAUACAAUUGGAUGAAGACGAUUCAUAUACUAUUUUUAAAGAAUCUGAAUUAUUAGCAAAAGUAGACAGUAAUUGAACAAAAAUUAAGUUACAAUUAUAAUGCGACUGAUUAAUUUAGUGGGAAGUAGUUAUAUAUUCACUUAUGUUAAAACAAAAAAAAAAAAUUAAAAAUUCCAAUGUUCUUUUCAAAAUUGUGCUUUUAUGAAUAGAAUGGUUUAUUCUUGUCUUUACAUUAAUUAUGUAUAAUGUUUUUUUAUUAUUAUUAUUAUAAUUUAUAUUUAAAAUAAAAUAGUUACAAUACUCUUAAAAUUUUUUUAUUUUAAGUUUCUAAACAUAUGUUAAGAAACCUUAAAUCCAUGUUGUAUCCAUUCGUUGGUUUAUAUAGUUAACAAUUUUGUUGAUUUGGUUUCUAGAUUUUUAUUAUCUAUUUGUAUAGUAGUUUGGCACGCUUUCAUAGCAUACAUAAUUGUAGUUGUUACCUAGAUAGAUUCAUUUUAUUCAUAUUAUGAGUACAUCUAUAUAUAAUUAUUUAUGUAUCUCAUUUUAUAAAAUAAUGUAUGUUAUUCAUAUUAUGUCAUCUGCAUAUUAUAUUUCAACAUGUAUGUUGCUGUAAUAAGGUGAAGCUGUGAUUUUCUGUCUUUCUCUUGCAUAUGUGCAACAUAGGAAUUCAAAUGUGUUCUAUUUCAAAUUUAUCAACCUGUCUAGUGAUGUGAUGCAAAUUCUGAAAACAUUUGAAUUUAUUGUCAGGUUGAAAUUAACUUUCACACAUUUUUUUAUUUAAUACACCUAAAUCAUACAGAAAUGAAAUAUUUAAAUUUCUGGAGAAAAACAAAAAGUGGGAAAGUCCAUCUCAAGUAUACUUUACAUUUGCUUUAGAAUUUGUGUCACUUCAUUAAAUUAAUUGGUUUGUUAAAAAUAGAACAUAUCUAAAUUCCUGUGUUGUACGUGUGUAAGACAGCCAGAAAAUCACCUUUUCUAAUCCCCUUAAACAUGAGUAUUUUUAAUUUAAAAAAAUAAAAUAAAUUUUGUAAAAAUA